AUGGAGAAGUUUUCAAAUUGGCGUGAUAAGGGCACUGGAAUAUCGCCGUUCAUGCCGGUGCCGGUUCCUCGGUCUUCUAGCUCAAUGGCCAGUUUGGUUUUUCUCUUAAGGCUUCCUGUGGUUAUUCUCACCGGACUACUCUACGUUGUAUUUCCAAUUCAAAUCGUUGCAAAAUUUAUUACUCUUGUACUUUUGGGAUUCAAUCGAUACGACUUGUCUGUGGAAGGAGUUAGGAGGUCAAAACUUGAUGAAAUUGAUAGACUGAGACCCAGCGUGGGAGAUUUUGUGGUCACAAACUAUACCAGUCCUCUCGAUGGAUUUUUCUUGGCUGGUUUAUCCAAUACUUUUUGGUACAAAAUAGUAUUAUUGGUACCAGAUGAAAAGGGAGAAUUGUACGAGUACUCCAUUUGGAGUUUUUUCUGGUUGACGUUAUCAAGAGACAUUGGUGUUUCAAGGCUGAACAUUAAAGCUGAUUAUUCAAAGUACACCAACAAAUUGGUUUUUUUAUUUGCCGAGGGAACCCCUUCUAAUAACAAGGCGUUGUUGUCGUUUGUUCCAAAUAUUCCUCCAGUUCCAGCCAAGCUUAGAUUCAAAUUUAAAACCAUAGCGUUGAGAAUCUUUCCACCAUAUUUAACCACACCCAUUCCUGUGGUGAGUCCAUUCAGCUACUUGUACCAGGUGAUUUCACACUAUGACCACAAUAGCUACAUAAGGGCCAAAAUUAUCAACCACGAUAGGUCCUUAUAUGGAGAUCGAUAUAAUAUAGAUGAAGCUUCGGCUUCAUUCGAGUUGGCGCAACUCAAUGUAAUAAGUAAGGAUCUUGACAUUCAAGAAAAGCGCAAGUUUUAUAGUUAUUUUGUGGAUUACCAGGUAUCUAAAUAG
Messenger RNA from Meyerozyma guilliermondii ATCC 6260, 882 nucleotides. Its product is annotated as lysophosphatidic acid acyltransferase. NCBI's taxonomy places the organism in Eukaryota, Fungi, Ascomycota, Pichiomycetes, Serinales, Debaryomycetaceae. The record is from RefSeq and is a predicted model, not a curated record. The transcript has a single exon. Bases 1 to 882 code for a protein of 293 amino acids.